Lindgomyces ingoldianus is the source of this 993-nucleotide messenger RNA. RefSeq lists its product as uncharacterized. The transcript is spliced from 8 exons. The record is from RefSeq and is a predicted model, not a curated record. Lineage: Eukaryota; Fungi; Ascomycota; Dothideomycetes; Pleosporales; Lindgomycetaceae. Bases 85 to 993 code for a protein of 302 amino acids.
GGUGAUAUUUAAGAGUGUCGAGUAUGAUACUCAUCCUUGUGGUCUUAUAUCAAUGGUGGCGUCAAUGCAUCCUUUGGUGAAGAAAUGCAUCAGCAGAAGUUGAAAGAACCAGGAAACCAGCAGGACCGAGAUGAAGAGCGGCCAUGUUUUACUUAUGUUCGUGAGGCUAAGAGGACAAGAUGCUUGGCAAAGGCGGCGGAUUCUAAAGGAACAUUCGCGCUUUUUUGGCACCCAAUUCGUACUUUAAUAUCGCAAACCAGGAACACGAACAAAACUAGGGAGCUAGCGCACGUGGGAUUGACUGAGCUAUCACUUGCCGUUCUGUUACUGGAUCUCAUUGUUGUUUCUCUGCGGUCGAAAGUUGGUGUAGCAUCACGUGUAGGCUGUGUUCUGCUCGGCAUUUCUGGGCGUCGCAGAAUCCGUCUAAGAUCACCAGAUAGCAGGAGAUCGAUGAGCUGUUGGCUCGGCUGUGCACGGUUUCAAGGGCUGGGCGAAGUGCCAACCCUUGGCAUGUCCGUCAGCCACCACACUGGUUUUUAUGAUGAAUGGACAAAAACCAUCUGUAAGAUAGCAUUCUUUAUUCUCACCAGAGAAAUGCGUCGCAAGGGAGCAUUGCUGAAAGUAGAGCUCUUCUUGGAGUGUUCUCUGUCUUCGUACGGUACAAUUCUGAAGGGAUGGGCCGUAGAUCUGGAAGGUCGGCGAACUUUAGAAACAAACUGUAAAGCAAAACGGGACGCCCGAGGACAUGAAGGCCUAACCUCAUGCAACAUACCCAAAUUUAUCCACACCCACGCACCUUGGAAAAUUGUCCCAACACCCAGGAACACCUCUACCGUCAGACCGUCCACGCCAACCGAGGGUAUAUUCGCAUUGGUCAAAGGGAUGGUAUGUGCAACGAAGGUCGUAAAAAGGAAUCGGGUGAAACACAAAAGGGAUAUAGAAGGGAGGAAAGGAAAUGAAUAUCGUUCCGUAUUCGGGAAUUUCGUUAUCUGA